CAUUUAUAUAAAUAGCCACGACAUAUCCCAGACUCAAAGCAACUGACAGAAAUGAAAAGUGAAGACGCCUGUACAGGAGCAAAUGAAAUUUCCUGCAACGGAAUAUCAACUUCUUCUACGAGUGUCUCCCUUGAUCGGGCAACCGGUCCAAUAAUGGAGGAUCGCUUAGUUAGCUGUUAUGACAAAGGAAUUAACUAUAUAUGUAAAGUGUGUGACAAGGAGUGUAGAAACAAUGCUGAUCUAGAGGAACAUAUAAUAACUCAUACUACUGGAAAUCAAGCUUUCAAAUGCAAAAAGUGUAAAAAAGAGUUUGGCGCUUAUAGUGUGCUACAGAUGCAUUUAAAGACACACGCUAGGAGUCAUAUAUGUGAAAAAUGUGGUACAGGUUUUCGUAAGGAUGAUGACUUAAAGACACACUUGAAAAGUCACUCUGAAAAUAGGCCUAAUGUAUUUACAUUUGAUGUAUGUGAUAGAGGGUUUAAUGUGUAUAGGUAUCUACAGACCCACAUGAGAACACAUACUGGAGAAAAACCUUAUAAAUGUGAUGUAUGUGGUAGAAGAUUUGCUUGCAGUAAUUUCAAACGAACUCACAUGAGAACGCACACCGGUGAAAAACCUUAUGUUUGUGAUGUAUGUGGAAAAAGUUGUAGCCAGCUUAGUAGUAUACAGAGCCACAUGAGAACACAUACAGGUGAUAAAUCUUUUAAAUGUGAUGUAUGUCGUAAAGUGUUUACUAACAAAUGCUGCUUGAGGAGACACACAAAAAUACACACUGGGGAAAGACCUUUCAGAUGUGAUGUAUGUGGUCAUGGGUUUAUUCAGAAUUGUGACCUGCAGAAACAUAUGAGAAUACAUACUGGUAACGAAGAUAAACUGUAUAAAUGUGAUGUUUGUGGGAAAGGAUUUACUAACAAAUGGUACUUGAAGAACCACACAGCAACUCACAUUGGUGAAAGACCUUCUAUAUGUGAUAUAUGUGGUAAUGGGUUUAGAAAAAAAUGCGACAUAAUGAGACACAUGAAAAUACAUACUGGUCAUGUGGAUAAACAGUAUAAAUGUGAAAUAUGUGAUAAAAGGUUUAGUAAGAAACAGCACUUAACAACUCACAUGAGAACACAUACUGGUGAUAAACCGUAUACAUGUGAUGUAUGUGGGAGAGGGUUUACUACCAGUUGGUGCUUGAAGAGACACACAACAACACACACUGGUGAAAGACCUGUCAAUUGUGAUAUAUGUGGUAAAGGUUUCAUUCAGAAUUGUGACUUACAAAAACACAUGAGAAUACAUACGGGUGAAAAACCGUUUAAAUGUGAUUAAUAUUAUACAUGUUAUAAAUGGUUUAGACAGAAUAUAAAAUAGGAUCA
Molecule: messenger RNA, 1364 nt
Organism: Mytilus trossulus (common blue mussel)
Lineage: Eukaryota; Metazoa; Mollusca; Bivalvia; Mytilida; Mytilidae
Product: gastrula zinc finger protein XlCGF57.1-like
Exons: 2
Coding region: 52-1317 (421 amino acids)
Source: RefSeq, a predicted model, not a curated record